Messenger RNA from Paramisgurnus dabryanus, 1288 nucleotides. RefSeq names its product RAS, dexamethasone-induced 1 (gene rasd1). Gene Ontology annotation, molecular function: GTPase activity; G-protein beta-subunit binding; GTP binding. Gene Ontology annotation, biological process: signal transduction. NCBI's taxonomy places the organism in Eukaryota, Metazoa, Chordata, Actinopteri, Cypriniformes, Cobitidae. The record is from RefSeq and is a predicted model, not a curated record.
GCACUUUUGGCCAGCACAAAUUCAGAGCUUUCUCUUGUUUUCUCUACGGAACCUUCUGGCUCAGAAGCACAGAAACAAUGAUUAAGAAAAUGAGUCCCUCAGAGAAUGAGUUUGACAUCCCGGCGAAAAACUGUUACAGGAUGGUCAUCCUCGGGUCCACCAAAGUUGGCAAGACCGCAAUAGUGUCCCGAUUUCUGAACGGACGUUUUGAGGAGCAGUACACGCCGACGAUUGAAGACUUUCACAGAAAACUCUACAGCAUCAAAGGAGAGGUGUACCAACUAGACAUAUUGGAUACUUCGGGAAACCAUCCCUUCCCAGCUAUGAGGAGACUGUCUAUUCUGACAGGUGAUGUUUUCAUCCUGGUUUUCAGUUUGGACAACCGUGAGUCUUUUCAUGAGGUGCAACGACUAAAGCAGCAAAUCUACGAGACCAAGUCCUGCCUUAAAAACAAGACAAAGGAGAACGUGGACGUACCGCUGGUCAUCUGCGGAAACAAGGGCGACCGCGAGUUCUACCGCGAGGUUCAGCGAGAGGAGAUCGAACAGCUGAUCGCCGGAGACGAGCAGUGCGCGUACUUCGAGAUCUCCGCCAAGAGGAACACUAACGUCGACCAGAUGUUUCAAAGACUAUUCACCUUAGCUAAACUGCCAAACGAAAUGAGCCCGGACCUCCAUCGCAAAGUUUCCGUGCAGUACUGUGACAUUCUGCACAAAAAGUCGCUCAGAAACAAGAAGCCGAAAGACGGCGACGCGUACGGCAUCGUGGCACCUUUUGCGCGCCGACCUAGCGUGCACAGUGACUUAAUGUACAUUAAAGAGAAGGCGAUAGGAGGCGGACAAGCUAAGGAUAAGGAAAGGUGCAUCAUCAGCUAAGACUGACCUGUUAAAAUUACUGGUGCGAUCACAAUGAGAUGCAACCGUUUAGCGGCACUCCUGGCAGAAGUGCGCGCGGUUGUUACGCCUAUUGCCGUCUGCGGGGACUCUGAAAGUACCGCAUUAGCACGGCGGUAACAAUAAAAAAGUCAUCGGCUUGAGCUCUCACAUCGCCAAGUGGAAGCGCAUGUUCUGCUCGCUAGACCCUCUGUACAGAAUAUUGACUUUGUUCUGUCAGAGCGCUCUGUCAUGUGGCUUUAAAUUAUUGUGAGGCUCUUUUCAACUCCAUGCUUAAAAAUGUGCUUUAUUAGACCAUUUGCAUUUUUUGAGUGCUGAAUGGAGACGCCGAACGUGGGGAUGAGUUGCAAUGUCAGUUGUUUACAUUUUUCUUUUCUUAGAUUUAAUCACAAAGA